Heteronotia binoei (common prickly gecko) is the source of this 4436-nucleotide messenger RNA. RefSeq names its product mutS homolog 3 (gene MSH3). The coding region runs from base 180 to 3473 and encodes 1097 amino acids. Lineage: Eukaryota; Metazoa; Chordata; Lepidosauria; Squamata; Gekkonidae. Gene Ontology annotation, cellular component: nucleus. The transcript is spliced from 24 exons. Gene Ontology annotation, biological process: somatic recombination of immunoglobulin gene segments; mismatch repair; mitotic recombination. Gene Ontology annotation, molecular function: ATP binding; mismatched DNA binding; ATP-dependent DNA damage sensor activity. The record is from RefSeq and is a predicted model, not a curated record.
AAAGCCGAAUGCUUUGCGAUGGAUGGAGCCGUAACCCCAUCCCUACGUCACGCGGCGUGCGAUUUGGCCGUCGCGAGGAGUGGAGCUGUGGCGGCCGCCAGCGGCAGAGCUGAACGCGUAGUGGCUUCGCUACCGGUUGCUUUGGCCACUGCUUUAGAGUUUCCGUCUUCCCAGUCAGCAUGCCCUGGGGACGAAAGCGGCAGAACCCGAAUGGCGGAAGCCGAGGGCAAACUGUACUGAGUAAAUUCUUCUUGCCGGCGCGGUCAACCGGCUCUGCCUCGGCUCCUGCUGACGUCCUUAUUCCUGCUGCGGAGGGAAGUGAGGGUGGUACAGCCGCUCCAUUGGCGCCUUCUGAUCCUUUGCACACGGAUCCUGAACCUCCUGGGAAAAGGAAAGCAGCUGUAAAAAACAAAGACCAGCGUUCAAAGAUUUUGCAGAGUAGACGAAAGAAAGAGGGAGCUGGGAAGCAAAAAACUUGUACCAGCCCUCGGAUAUGUUCAGAAACAUUUAAUAAGCUUCGAGAAUUCUCUAGCUACUUGGAACAGCCGAGUCAUUCUGAGAUUUCUCAUGGAAUUCAGCUUGUGAACAUGAAUAAAGGUCAAGAGUCAGUGUUAGGAAACACUGACACUUUGUAUUCUCAGAAGAUCAAUAAGGAUGAAACAUGCCUUCAAUUUAGCCAACUUUCUUCAUCAAAUAUAAGUUGUGAGGACAUUCAAAAUACUGCUGAUAUGAUUCUCAAUAAAAGAACCAAAAGUAUAUAUACACCACUUGAGCUCCAGUUCCUAGAAGUGAAAAAUCAAUAUAAGGAUGUUAUUUUAUGUGUUGAGUGUGGUUAUAAGUACAGAUUCUUUGGUGAAGAUGCAGAGGUUGCUGCUAAGGAACUGAACAUCUAUUGUCAUCAGGAUCACAACUUUAUGACUGCCAGCAUACCAGCUCACAGACUGUUCGUUCAUGUUCGGCGACUUGUAGCAAAGGGAUAUAAGGUGGGAGUUGUAAAACAAAUUGAAACAGCUGCCUUGAAGGCUGUUGGAGAAAAGAAGAGCUCUCUCUUUACCCGCAAACUAACUGCUUUGUAUACAAAGUCUACGGUUCUUGGAGAAGUUGUGAAUCCUUUACUGAAGCUUGAUCAUCUUUCCAAUGCUGAGGAAGUGUCAACUGAUGCCUAUGAUAAUUAUCUUCUUUGUAUUUGUGAAAGCAAAGAAAAUUUCAGGGAGAAGAGGCAGGACAGUACUAUAGGUAUAGUGGCCGUCCAGCCCAGUACAGGGGAGGUUAUUUUUGACAGUUUUCAGGACUCUAUAGCUCGUUUAGAGUUGGAAAGUCGGAUGUUACGCAUUCAACCUGUUGAGGUUCUUCUUCCUGCGGAUGUGUCAAAUCAAACUGAAAAUCUUGUCAAUGCUAUGAGUUCAGUAAGUUUAAAUGAUGAUAUAAUUCGAAUAGAAAAAAUGGAAAACAAGCAUUUUGAAUACAGCAGUGCUUUCCAGCUGAUUACAGAUUUUUACAGCAGUCAGGAAGAUGACAGCUCAGGCUCCCAAGCAUUGUCUGUCAUCUUAAAUUUGGAUAAGCCAGUGUUAUCAUCCUUGGCUGCUGUGAUUACUUAUCUUAAAGAAUUCAAUUUAGAAAAAAUACUGCAUAACCCUCAUAAUUUUAAAAAGUUAUCAAGUGAAGCUGAAUACAUGACACUUAAUGGAACAACACUAAAAAAUCUAGAAAUCCUACUGAACCAAACUGACAGGAAAACAAAAGGCAGCUUGUUUUGGGUCUUGGAUCAUACAAAAACUUCAUUUGGACGACGGAAACUGAAGAAAUGGGUGACACAGCCUCUCUUGAAAUCCAGUGACAUUGAUUCUCGACUUGAUGCAGUGUCUGAAGUUCUCAUGUCCGAAUCAAGCAUCCUUGGUCAAAUUAAGCCACUCCUAUGUAAGAUGCCAGAUGUUGAAAGAGGACUCUGUAGCAUUUAUCACAGAAAGUGUUCUGUUCAAGAGUUCUAUCUGGUAGUCAGCACUCUGUCUCAAUUGGAAGCUGCUAUCACAGCACUGAUUCCAGCAAUACGUUCUCAGGUGAAAGCAUCUUUGUUGCAGAAGAGACUCUUGGAAAUUCCAGAAUUGCUCUGCUCAAUGAAAAAUUACUUAAAUAUGCUUAAUGAAGAAGCAGCAAAAACUGGAGAUAAAACCCAGCUCUUCAAGGAUCUUAAAAAUUUCCCCAUAAUAAAGAAGCACAAGGAUGAAAUUGAAGCAGUAUUCCACCAGAUGAAAAUACACCUUCAGGACAUAAGAAAGAAGCUAAAUGGUCGUACUGUGGAUUAUGUAACAGUGUCUGGGCAAGAGUUUCAGAUUGAAGUUAAAAACUCACUGAUCUCUUCCAUACCAUCUGAUUGGAUUAAAGUUAGCAGCACAAAAUCUGUCAGCCGUUUCCACACUCCGUUUAUUGUAGAAAAUUACAGACAUCUGAAUCAGUUGCGUGAGCAGCUAGUCCUUGACUGUGGUGCUGAAUGGUUACGUUUUUUAGAUCAUUUUAAUGACCAUUAUCACUCUGCCUCUCAAGCUGUGGGUCACCUAGCAACUGUGGAUUGUAUUUUUUCCUUGGCUGAGGUUGCUAAACAAGGGGGCUAUUGCAGACCAGUCAUAAAAGAUGACGUAUCAGAGAUAAUGAUAAAAAAUGGGAAACACCCAGUGAUUGACUUGUUGUUAGGGGAGCAAGAGCAGUAUGUUCCAAAUGAUACCUACUUAUCGAAAGACAAUCAGAGGGCAAUGAUAAUUACUGGGCCUAAUAUGGGUGGAAAGAGUUCCUAUAUAAAACAAGUUGCAUUGAUAACAAUCAUGGCACAGAUUGGCUCUUAUGUACCAGCUGAAGAAGCAUCUAUUGGUAUUGUGGAUGGUGUUUUCACCAGAAUGGGUGCCACAGACAAUAUAUUCAAGGGUCACAGUACGUUUAUGGAAGAACUGACAGAUACAGCUGAAAUAAUUAGAAAAGCAACUUCACGUUCACUUGUAAUUUUAGAUGAACUUGGGAGAGGAACCAGCACGCAUGAUGGAAUUGCUAUUGCUUAUGCUACGCUGGAACAUUUUAUUAAAGAUGUGGGUUCACUGACACUAUUUGUCACCCAUUAUCCUCCAGUGUGUGAAUUAGAAAGGAUCUAUUCAAGUCAUACUGGGAAUUAUCACAUGGCUUUUCUGGUAAAUGAAGAGGAUAAUGAAGAAGAAAAGGCAACUGAUCAUGAAGAAAAUCCUGGAUUUGUUACUUUCCUUUAUCAAAUAACAAGAGAAGUUGCUGCAAGAAGUUAUGGGCUAAACGUUGCUAAACUAGCAGAUGUUCCUGAUGAAAUUCUUAAAAAGGCAGCUCACAAAUCAAAAGAGCUAGAAGGAUUAAUGAAUAUGAAAAGGAAAAGGCUGAUGUCAUUUGCUAGGCUGUGGAACGCUAAUGAAGCUAGAGAUCUGCAAAAAUGGAAAAGUAUCUAUGAAACAGAAAUGGAUUGAACCUACAGCAAAAAUGAUAAUGCUUACUGGGUAAAGCCUGAAAUUACAUAGAAUGUUUAAAAUUUACCAUACAAAGAAUUUAUAACAGUGACAUUUGAGAUUCCUUAGUAGGUGAAUUUUAAGUGGUUAAUGGCUGGUUCUCUUGGUCAUUUUAAAAUCAUGCAAACCAUUUCCAGGGAAGCAAUUAUGUGGAACAGCAAACCAUGUGAACUAGUGAUGCUUUUCACUUUCAAGUGGACUUUCAUUCUAGGGUCAAAUGGUACUUUUGUUCUGGAACAGAAUCAUGUGCACAUGCUGGGACAAUUACGUUGAGAGAAAUCUAUAGUGUGAGUGACCCUGUAAUUUAAAUGUAUUGGAAGCUUUGUUCUUCCCCUAUUGUAAUUUGGAUGUUUUCAUGUAAAUGUACAUUUUUCCAUAUUUAUUUCCCAAAGACAGACAUAGUAUUUUUUAAAAAAAUAAAAUAUAGCCUUUUGUAUUUGCUGAAUUUAAUUUGUCAAUAUUUGCUGAAAUCAUAUUUGUCAAUUACGGAAAAAGAUUUCCAAAUUUAAAAGAAUGGGUUGGAUCCCACAGAAGACAUUACAGAAGAUGAUGGUGAAGCUGAUCCUUCCUCACCUUUCCAUUUUCCCAGUAACUUGUUGCUUAUGCCAAAAAUCCUCUCUGUGGAUAAGAGGAGUAUUAUGAACAAAACACACCAUACUACAAGGAGAGUGAGAAAUUGAGUUAAAUAGCCACUUGAACUAUUUCAGCCCUCCAGGAAGAUUUUCAAGACAAUCAGCAAGCUACUGGAGAAGGGACAAGGAGGAAAUGAUCUGUUCACUAAUGUCUUCCACAAGUUUUUUUUUUUUAAAGAUCCAGCUCAACAGCUUUUUUAAAAGUUGCACUUUGAUUACUAAAAUGAUUUAUAAAGGCAGAAUAGUAAUUGUUUCUAAUUAAAAAACCAAUGAAAUAAAGAAUAGAAAAGUA